AUUAGGUUCUAAUUUUAUUAAUGUUGAUCUUGUAAAUAUGAUUAUUGAAAAAUUUGGAAUUUCUAGAUAUUUUAUUCAACAACUUGCUCUUGGAUUUGGUGAAAUGGAUGAAGAAAUUAUAAAUAUAAAAAUUAAACAUAAUAAUUUACCACCAAAUAUUAAACCUACAAAAUUAUGGACUAGUAAUUUACCUUUAGAUGUUUAUUAUUUUAUUUUGAAAAAAGCAACUUUGAUAUAUGGUAACCAAUUAUGUCUUAAAGAAAAUGAUCUUGAAUUAUUAUAUCUUCUUUCUGGAAGUGAAUCUAAAUAUGAGCAAAUAGUUAUAGAAAUUAAUUCAAAUAUUGAUAAAAUUAAAGAAUUAAUAUAUAAAUUUAAACUAAUUCCAUUUUCUAAAAGACAAUAUA
Messenger RNA from Cetraspora pellucida, 404 nucleotides. NCBI's taxonomy places the organism in Eukaryota, Fungi, Glomeromycota, Glomeromycetes, Diversisporales, Gigasporaceae. The record is from the annotation of a GenBank genome assembly.